UUUUCAAUCCUCCUCCAUCUACAUUUACGAAUACAAUUUAAAAAAAAUAUCUCUGGGAGAACCGAUAUUUUGAGGAGGAUCAUUGUUGAAAGAUCAAUUGCCUUGACACCAUCGAGAUGGCGAAACAGUAUGAGCUCCCGUUCCAGCUCGAUGACCCUAGUCUCCUCCACUUCGAUUCAUUCGUAAAUAAUGAAUGGGUCACCGCUGCAGACGGAAACCGAUUUGAGGUCGUAGAUCCCGGAACGGGUAAACCAUGGGCUACCUGUCCCACGAGCACCGCGAAAGAUGUUCCCAGCACAGUUGAAGCGGCCCACGCUGCAUUCGAGGAAUACAAGAAGAUGAACCCGCGCCAGAAAGCGAUGCUAUUAAUGAAAUGGGAUGAACUUAUUCGUGAAGCUCGUUCAGAUCUGGCAAAGAUCCUUACACAUGAGACUGGCAAACCAAUUCCAGAGGCAUUAGCAGAAAUCGACUAUGCAUUGGGAUUCACUUGGUGGUUUGCCGGUGAAGCAGAGAGGAUUCAUGGUUCAAUCUCUACUCCUGCAGCUCCGAACCGUCGCGUUUUCACAAUCAAGCAACCAAUCGGCGUCGCUGCCGCUCUGGUACCCUGGAACUUCCCAAUCGCCAUGGUCUUGCGCAAAGCCAGCGCUGCAUUCGCUGCCGGCUGCACGAUGAUCGUUAAACCUAGCCCCGAAACCCCGAUCAGUACACUCGUCCUUGGACACCUUGCCAAAAAGGCCGGCUAUCCUCCAGGCGUCUUCAAUGUUCUCACAACUGACUUAGACAGCACCCCAUCCCUCAGUGAAGCUCUCUGCAAACAUCCUCUGGUCAAAAAGGUGACCUUCACCGGGUCCACACGCAUAGGCAAACUUAUUGCCUCCCACUGUGCCCACGGCCUGAAGAAACUCACCCUCGAACUCGGUGGAAACUGCCCCUUUAUCGUUUUCGACGAUGCCAAUUUGGACCAGGCCAUCUCCCAACUCAUGACUCUGAAAUGGCGACACGCUGGCCAGGCCUGCAUCACCGCGAACAGAAUCUACGUCCAGUCUGGUAUCUACGACAAAUUUGUCCAGCUAUUCAAAGAACGCACCGCUGCUCUCGUAGUAGGCCACGGAGCGAAAGAGAGCACCACCAUGGGACCCGUCACCACACCUCGCACUCUCGAGAAAGCCGCAAACCAAGUUGAAGAUGCACGCAAAUUGGGUGGGAAGGUUAUUCUCGGCGGAAAGCCCAAGACCGAUUGUGGAGGUGGAUAUUUCUUUGAGCCAACUAUCAUCACAGAUAUGACCCAGGAGAUGUUAAUAUCGCGAGAGGAGACUUUUGCACCCAUCGCCGCCGUGUAUAAAUUCGAUACAGAAGAAGAGGCGGUCAAAUGGGCUAAUGACACGAGUAUGGGAUUGGCGAGUUAUGCGUUUACCAAGAAUGUUGAUCGAAUGUGGAGGAUGUUGGAGAACCUGGAGGCGGGUAUGAUUGGAAUGAACACAGGCAAUUCGUCUGCUGCUGAGUCACCAUUCGGCGGUAUUAAGGAGUCAGGCUACGGCAAGGAGAGUGGCAAGGAUGUCGCUGUUAAUGAAUACUUGAUAACCAAGACCGGAACAUUUACGCUGGAAGGACAAUAUUAAAAACAUUUCAUAUUU
This is a messenger RNA of Coccidioides immitis RS, 1634 nucleotides long. RefSeq names its product succinate-semialdehyde dehydrogenase. Gene Ontology annotation, molecular function: succinate-semialdehyde dehydrogenase (NAD+) activity. The transcript has 4 exons. Lineage: Eukaryota; Fungi; Ascomycota; Eurotiomycetes; Onygenales; Onygenaceae. The record is from RefSeq and is a predicted model, not a curated record. The coding region runs from base 117 to 1619 and encodes 500 amino acids.